AUGGCAACUUCUAGAGAUGACGAGAAGCUCACGAAGGUGCACCUGAUUGAGAAGGGUGUCGAUGUGAUCGUGGAGCGUAGUUCUCUAUUUCCGGCCGCAUCAGAGUCCAAAGUGAACGCCGAUCGUGUGUGUCCGGUCCUUGUCGUUGAUGCGGGUGAAGAGCAGCGCAAAAUUGCCGCAGAAUUUAUCGGGCGUACUAGUCGAUGCAUUAAUGGUUUGGAUUUUUGCAAUUUGGUUGUAAUCCCAUCUGUUGGGAUUUGCGUGAAAGGCCGUCUACUUGUUUCUUCUGGGCCUGACAAAUAUGUCGAAUUGAAAGAUAUCAAAACGGUUCAAGUAAACGGAGAAGAAAAACCAAUCGAAAAAAGUGUGUAGUU
Gongylonema pulchrum is the source of this 374-nucleotide messenger RNA. Lineage: Eukaryota; Metazoa; Nematoda; Chromadorea; Rhabditida; Gongylonematidae. The record is from the annotation of a GenBank genome assembly.